Messenger RNA from Anopheles marshallii, 1110 nucleotides. RefSeq names its product lachesin-like. Bases 1 to 1110 code for a protein of 369 amino acids. The record is from RefSeq and is a predicted model, not a curated record. Gene Ontology annotation, molecular function: cell-cell adhesion mediator activity. Lineage: Eukaryota; Metazoa; Arthropoda; Insecta; Diptera; Culicidae. The transcript has 4 exons. Gene Ontology annotation, biological process: dendrite self-avoidance; homophilic cell-cell adhesion; axon guidance. Gene Ontology annotation, cellular component: axon; plasma membrane.
AUGUGGCUGUUACGGGUGAAUUUGCUUCUCAUUACGCUUCUUAGCGUAGGAUUGUCGCUGUCAAGCGCACAACAGGCGUCGUCCAGCCCGAGCAUCGUUUUUAUCAGCCCGGAGCAGAUCAAAGACAUUGGCGAGCAAGUGACGCUUAACUGUUCGAUCGCGAACGUGAAGAACUACAUCGUCGGCUGGCAGAAGAGCAACCGGGAUCGGACGAAGGAAAGUAACAUCAUCUCGCUCGGUGUACAGCUGGCCGUUACGGAGGAUCGGUUCCGGCUGAACUUUACCAAGGAAAACAAUGCCGCCAACUAUGUGCUGGAGAUUCACGAUAUCGUCAACACCGAUGCCGGUUUGUACGAGUGCCAGAUUCAGGUGAACAGUACGAGCAAGAUCACGAAGACGGUCGAGCUGCAGGUACGGCAUCCACCGAUGCUGCUCGAGAACCAGCACACGAACACGCUCACCAAGGCGGAAGGUGAAGACGCACAGCUGGUGUGCCGUGCCGAAGGAUACCCACGCCCUUCCAUUACCUGGCGCCGCGAGUACAAUGCUAUCCUGCCGAUCGGUGGACAAACAUACACCGGCAAUGAGCUACGCCUGAACGGGCUUCGUCGGGAGGACCGUGGUACGUACCACUGCACGGCAGAUAACGGUGUCGGUCGGACCGAUACGAAGACAAUCACACUCGAGGUCGAGUUUGCACCGGUCAUUCGUGUGCCCCGGCCAAAGGUAGCUCAAGCAAUCGAUUACGACAUAGACGUGGAGUGUGUGGUACAGGCAUUUCCGGCUCCGGCCAUCGCCUGGUACCGCGAUGGCAAACAAAUCCACAACGGUGGUUCGUACAGUAUCUCGCAGAUCGGAUCACCGGAUGAUGUAACGACGUCGGUGGUGAAGAUAUAUUCCGUUGCGUCCGAACAUUAUGGCGAUUACGUGUGCAAGGCCACCAAUAAGGUCGGACAAGCUGAAGCUCGGUUGAAUCUGUUCGAGCAAAACGUUCCCAACAUUAAUUAUUCCGGUUUGAAAUGGGCUAACGGAGGCACCUCGAUGCGGAAAGUAGUGCUCGGACAUAUUCUUAUUGUUGUAACAACGUUACUGUUAGCAACGCUGUUGUGA